GCAGGAGGAGGAGCCGUAGCCAAAGCUAGCGCAGUUUAAAUGAAUGUCAAAGUGUGAGCUCGCCGUGAGAAGCGAGCCGGCGCCGAGAGCCAAAGGACGCAGCGCGAGGAAGCAGCCCACCUUGUGAUCCGCACACCCGGACGACUGACAUGACUCGGCGCCCGAGAAACAGUGUUUACAGCAGCGAGGAGGACGAGGAGGAGACCUACGACCACGAUUAUGACGGAUCCUUGGCCAAGCCCGGGAAGCGGCACCUCGGGAAAACCCGCUGGACGCGAGAGGAGGAUGAGAAGUUAAAGAAACUCGUCGAGCUUCACGGAUCAGACGACUGGAAAGUCAUCGCAAGUUUACUAUCUAACCGUACAGAUGUGCAGUGCCAGCACAGGUGGCAGAAGGUUCUCAACCCAGAACUCAUUAAAGGACCUUGGACCAAAGAGGAAGACCAGCGGGUGAUCGAGCUGGUGCAGAAGUACGGCGCCAAGCGCUGGUCCGUCAUCGCCAAGCACCUGAAGGGGCGCAUCGGCAAGCAGUGCCGCGAGCGCUGGCACAACCACCUCAACCCGGAGGUGAAGAAGACCUCGUGGACCGAGGAGGAGGACCGCAUCAUCUACCAGGCGCAUGAGAAGCUGGGCAACCGCUGGGCCGAGAUCGCUAAGCAGCUCCCCGGCAGGACGGACAACGCCAUCAAGAACCACUGGAACUCCACCAUGCGGCGCAGGGUGGAGCAGGAGGGCUACCUGCAGAGCGCCGGCGCCAAGGGCGCGGCCGGCUCGCCGCUGGGCCACGGCUACGUCAAGCCGGCCGCCGCUCACGUUUUAGCCUUCCCGCACCACUCGCCCGGUCACGCGCAGCUGGCCCCCGUCUCGCAGCUCAACUACACAUACAUGGCCGAUGCGCAACGGGUGCCCUUCCCCAUGGCCUUGCACCUCAACAUCCUGAGCAUCCCCCAGCACGGAACGGCCGCAAUACAGAGACACUGUAGUGAGGAGGACCCCGAGAAGGAGCAGAGGGUGAAAGAGAUCGAACUGCUGCUCAUGUCGACCGAGAACGAGCUGCGAGGCCAGCCGUCGCUACCGAUCAACUUGCCUUAUCCGAGCUGGGUCAGCCAGAGCCCGUUAGCCCACACUUUGGAGGGCGUGGCCAUGUCAUUACCUCAACACCAGGCGGCCGCGCCCGCCCUGCCGCUGGAUCAGAGCUGCCUGCCCGAGGAGAGCGUCUCGGCAUCGCGGGCGCAUGGCGGCACCCUGCCCGAGUUCAUGGAGUCCGUCAUUGACUCUUUGCUCAACCAAUCGAUGAGUCCCGAGCACUCGGACGGCGAGCGUCUUCCGAUGCGCUCGCCCGCGGACGCCAAGGGCCACGAGGAGACUGACAUGUUCAAUACUCCUAACAUACGUCGCUCCGUCCUGGAAUCGUCUCCCUGCGCGCCCACGACUUUCAGAUCCACCUUGGCCCUGCAGGAGGCCAAGUAUGGGCCGCUCAAGCUGCCGGUGAGCAAGCCCGCUCCUUUGGAUCAGCAGAUGGUGGAAUCCAUCAAGCAGGAGCCUAUCGAGUGCGCCAUUGAGCACCCGCCUCUGAAGAAGAUCAAACAAGAGGUGGAGUCUCCGUGUGAAAGGAGUCCAUACAUGCAGUGGGACGGCCAAGAACUGAACACACAGCUCUUCUCACCAAAUGGCCCUGCGCAGGAAGUACCGGACUUGGUAACAAGUUCGUUGCUAGGCGAAGACGGACACAAAGCCUACCUCCUUCCUCACAGGACCUCCCACAGCCAACUGCCGCCGCUGAGCUCAUGGGAGCAGACGACGUGCGGCAAAAGCGAGGAGAGCGCGAUGGCGGCCGAGGCGAGCCACAUCAAGUACGUCAACGCGGCAUUCCCGACGAGGACGCUGGUUGCGUAGACGGCAGCGCGAGCCGUUUGGCUGUUUUCGGGCUUUGUAUUUGUUGUGGUACAACAGUUGGGAGAUGCGUCACGCCACCACUUGGUCAACCAACCAAAGACUAUAUAUUUUUUUCAAAUAUAGACAAUUGCUUUGGGGUUUUUUUUUUUUUGUUUGUUUUUAGUUUUUUUGAGUUUGGUCUGUCUCUUUUGGUCCUGUCUUUCUUUUUUUAUUAUCACUGUAUUGAAAAUGCGGGGAUAUAUCACGAGCAUUGGGUUGUAUUUUUAAUUUUGAAUUUUGAUAUUAAUAUAAAGAACAAGUUGGUUAAUUUAUUUUCUCUGUUUUGAUGAUUUGUUUUGGUUUCUAUUCUUACACAAUUGGCCAAUAGAGCAGUGUUGGACGAAUUUAGUAUUUAAGCCCUUUUAGCAUUAUUGCGUUAUCCAGUGGCAUCUUAAUGGAUUGAAAACUGACCUAUUUGUUGAAUUUUAUGAUUUUAUCCUUUUUUUUUUUUUUUUUUAACGGCUAUAAUGGGUCUACUGAUAAUUUCAAGUGUUUGGUGCGCGCGUCACCUCUUGUUAAACACAAAACUACUGAACAAGCUGUAUUAAUGUCAGUCGUGUUUUACGCCGCGGAAAGGGACAACCCUACAAGUAUUAAGUGUUUACCACAUUGUCACCUUUUAAUUUCAUUCAUAUUUUCUUUUUUGACGGGGAAGCAUUCAAUGAACAAACAUUUUAUGUGGAAAAAAGGAUUUAUGUCAACAGUAUAUUGAGACACGCAUGUGUGUGUGAAACCACAAGCUUCACCCAGCAGGAUUGACAUCAAGAUGCACUGGGGGGGUACUAAACUACUUCUAUGAAAAUUAAGACUGUGCUUUUUU
This is a messenger RNA of Hippocampus comes (tiger tail seahorse), 2754 nucleotides long. It is a transcript of the gene myb, whose product is annotated as v-myb avian myeloblastosis viral oncogene homolog. The transcript has 15 exons. The record is from RefSeq and is a predicted model, not a curated record. NCBI's taxonomy places the organism in Eukaryota, Metazoa, Chordata, Actinopteri, Syngnathiformes, Syngnathidae. The coding region runs from base 150 to 1895 and encodes 581 amino acids. Gene Ontology annotation, molecular function: DNA-binding transcription factor activity, RNA polymerase II-specific; RNA polymerase II cis-regulatory region sequence-specific DNA binding. Gene Ontology annotation, cellular component: nucleus. Gene Ontology annotation, biological process: regulation of DNA-templated transcription.